Lagenorhynchus albirostris (white-beaked dolphin) is the source of this 282-nucleotide messenger RNA. It is a transcript of the gene FAM236C, whose product is annotated as family with sequence similarity 236 member C. NCBI's taxonomy places the organism in Eukaryota, Metazoa, Chordata, Mammalia, Artiodactyla, Delphinidae. The transcript is spliced from 3 exons. The record is from RefSeq and is a predicted model, not a curated record.
AUGAUAUUCAUUCCCUUCCUUCCACCUCCUGACGCGAACAGGAAAGGUCAGCUUAAAGACACUGAGGAAUUUGUUGUUUUGUCUGACACCAUGUAGAACCCAUCCAAUGGCACAGGAUUGCCCAGGGAGCCUGCUGGUCCCCAAGGGUCUUGGAGGAGCCAGUUCCAGAGAGCCCUGGCCUGUUUCACCAAGUCCUUCAGUGCAUCUCCACAUUCUCCUUCUUCCUCCUGCCACAGACCAGAAGUAGAAGCAGACUGGGACAACCGUUACUUCCUAGACUAG